AUGUCGGAUAUUUGUAAGCUGAAAAGACACGUUUUAUUGCGAAGAUUGUCAUCGGAGCAAAAAAUAUUGGAAUAUGGUGCAAUUUUUGGACCUGCUCGAUGCGCUUUACUGCCUCAGAACAACGGUAAAGCAGAAACGUUAGAAAAACUCAAUUGGUGGUUCGAGCGUUUAGCCGACAAAAUGCCAAGCGACGACACGAAGCGACGCUCGCGUCUUGUGGACGAAAAUGACGAAGAAACGGUUGAAUUUACCACGUCGAAAGAUAUUACCAUUUUUUCUACAUUUGAGGCCAUGGGACUCAAGGAAGACUUAUUACGUGGCAUUUACUCAUAUGGUUUUGAAAAGCCUUCAGCUAUCCAGCAACGUGCUAUUAAACCGGCUAUACAAGGUCGUGAUUUAAUUGCUCAAUCUCAGUCAGGAACGGGUAAAACGGCAGUAUUUUCCAUUUCGAUCCUCCAAUCUCUUGAUACUUCCAGCAAUGAAACACAAGCUUUAGUGAUUUCACCAACUCGUGAACUGGCUGAGCAGACCCAAAAGGUUGUGCUUGCUCUUGGAGACUUUAUGAAUGUCCAGUGUCAUGCCUGCAUCGGUGGCAAAAGUGUCGGUGAAGAUAUUCGUCGACUGGACUUUGGUGUGCAGGUAGUGUCGGGCACACCCGGUCGAAUUUUUGAUAUGAUUCGUCGUCGUAACUUGCGUACACGUAACAUCAAGAUGCUUGUGAUCGAUGAAGCCGAUGAGAUGCUGAACAAGGGCUUUAAAGAGCAGAUCUAUGAUAUCUACCGCUAUUUGCCACCAUCGACGCAGGUGCUGUUAGUGUCGGCUACCAUGCCGCAGGAAGUGCUCGACUUGACGCGCAAGUUUAUGAACGAACCUGUUAAAGUCUUGGUGAAGCGUGAUGAGCUGACGUUGGAAGGCAUUAAGCAGUUUUUUGUAGCAGUUGAAAAGGAGGAGUGGAAAUUUGACACGUUGUGUGAUUUGUACGACACGCUAACUAUCACGCAAGCUGUGAUUUUCUGUAACACGAAACGAAAGGUAGACUGGCUCACGUCCAAGAUGCGCGAGGCCAAUUUUACAGUGUCAGCGAUGCAUGGAGACAUGCCACAAAAAGAGCGUGACGCAAUCAUGCAAGAGUUCCGGUCAGGUGGCUCUCGUGUGCUUAUUACCACAGACGUUUGGGGGCGCGGUCUUGACGUGCAACAGGUGUCGCUUGUUAUCUGCUACGACUUGCCUAACAACCGCGAGCUAUACAUUCACCGCAUCGGUCGCUCCGGCCGUUUCGGACGCAAAGGUGUUGCUAUUAACUUUGUGAAGGAUGACGACAUUCGCAUUCUGCGAGACAUCGAACAGUACUAUAGUACGCAAAUCGACGAGAUGCCCAUGAACGUGGCAGAUCUCAUUUAG
Messenger RNA from Peronospora farinosa, 1401 nucleotides. The record is from the annotation of a GenBank genome assembly. NCBI's taxonomy places the organism in Eukaryota, Oomycota, Peronosporomycetes, Peronosporales, Peronosporaceae.